CACAAUGACCAAAGUUGUAUACCGAUAUUUAUGUCAAGUCUUUAUAUCUAUUCACUAAUUAUCUUCAUCUUUCAAAAAAUUGCUGGUUUGUAUGAUGGCUAGUUAUCGAGCUAACGCGAGAGGAAGUUAGCUUGCUUAAGUCAACGUUAGCUUUGCUAGUUCAGCUAGUGUCAGUUUCGUUUUUGUAAAUGUAUGCUAUUUAUAACUUUUUGGUAUUUCGAUGGUCUACAAUAUCUAUCUAGCUAUCUAUGUAAUUUUUAUCACUUGCAUGAGCAACCCUUUCAGGCCUAUGGUUUGGCUCCAUGUCAGAACUAACUAACGUUCAGACAGCAUUUGCCAGUGACGUUAGCUAGAUCUGCAUGACGGUUCGGGCUAGGCCUGCUGGUUAUCGCCAGCAUGUCACACCUACAAGGAAUCAGCUAAAGUCAAGAUAGAUCCCGCCCCCAAGUUUCCUGAUAUUAAAUCCAUAUUCUACUAGAUUGCUUCUUUGAUCCCUCAUCUCUUCACUGGCAACUUUCUCUACAGAGAUUUGAUACGUUUACGUUCCAGCAUGUCUCACAACUACUCCUACAGACGACCACCACCAGCUAAAGAUCUAAGAGCCAGCGCUUUCGACUCUCCAGAUCACCUGCACCCUGGAGACCACAGUCACAAUGUUUAUAGAUCGUCCCAGGAGGCUCCGUCUCAUUCCACAAUACCAUCCUACCCAUCCUCCUCAUCCAGAGCCUCCGCUGCCACCGAGUCCCCUUACUCCUUCUCACUAAGCCAGUCAGACCCUUACUCCUCCCUAAGCCGGUCAGACCCUUACUCUUCCUCUCUAAGCCGGUCAGACCAAACUCUGACCCUCCUGAGCAGCUGUGGGCUUGAGCCCAAAGACUUGUCUCUACUAGCCGAGAUGCCUGAGGAGCUCAUCACUGUGGAGAACCUACCACGUCUGCUCCUGGAGAUCAGAAAGAAGAGGGCGACACAGCAACCACCAUAUCCAGCUAUGACCUCUUACCCCCCUGCUGCCACAUCUCGCCCCCCCACUGCUACCCCUCCUCCAGGCCGUGCGUGGGAGCAGCGUGACCAGAGUCGUUCUCAGCCAUUAGACUACCCAAACCCCGCUCUUCCCCCUUCCCAACUCCUUCCCACAGAACAGGCUGAGCCCUGGCAACUAGAUCGUCAUGGCAACCCGAUGCAGUACACACGCUCUCGCCUAGAACCUGUGCCUGUCAGAGUUGUGGACUACCACUAUGGUAAAGAAACUCCCAGAAGUUACCAAACUCCUAUGUCCACUUACAACACGGCCCAAGGAGGAAGCAGCAACACCUGGAAACCCCCCAACUCAUCCCAACCAGCAGUAGAUUACAGGUACCCACCACCACCAGCUACAGACUACAGACCACGCCCAGACAAAGAUGUCCCAGUUGUCACAAUCAAGAUGGCCACCUCUGGCAAAACUCCCACCAAGAAGGCUGCUCUUGACUUCCACGGAGAAAUCCCCCAAACGUUUCCUUAUUCGUGCUCUCUCUGCGAUAUUACUGUGCUCUCUGAAAAGUGCUGGUUCACACACGUCAAUGGAACUCAACAUGCAGACGGACAGCUCACACUUCUUCAAAUGUAUCCUGAAUGGGAUUGCCGGAUGCAGACCGCCAGAAGUGGUGAUGACCACACAGACAGACCAAGGGUUGAAGAGAAGACUGGUGGACCUUCCCAUAGGUCUAUUAACUACUUAGGUAAACCGUCAAGUAGCGGCUCUAGAAAAAACGUAGACACUAAGACGAAGGUGACAAAGGGGAGUGGCAAAGUGGUUUGUGCCAAAUUUACCGCCCGGUGUCUCAACGAAGAUGGUUUGAAGGACCUGAUUAAUCCGUUUGGGGAAGUCGUGAAAGUCAUCAUGUUCCCUGCUUUGGCUUUUGUGGAGAUGGGCUCAACUGACCAGGCCGCCGAUAUUGUGAAAUACUACCUCAGUAACCCAGUGACGGUGAAAGGAGGACAAGUCACCUUCUCUGUCUCGUCAACAUUUAACUUCCUACAGAGUUCCCGGGUGUUGAGUUUUUCCCCAGUGCCUCCUGGUAAAGAGUCUGCCGCGUGGAAGAGAGAGUUACUGGCCGUCGCUGAAGGAUUUGGACCUGUGGAGCACUCUCUAUUCUUACCUACGCAGGCAUUUGUGGAAAUGACUAAUGCACUGGAUGCACAGAAGCUGGUUGGACACCAUACAUCCAAACACUUGAAAAUAGAUGAGAUACAUAUUAAAGUGGCCUUUUCGUCAGAGUAUAAUACACUUCGGACCAUAUCUGAGAGGAAGUCUUCAGACAGGAAGUCUUCAGACAGGAAGUCUUCAGACAGGGACAGGAAGUCUUCAGACAGGGACAGGAAGUCUUCAGACAGGAAGUCUUCAGACAGGAACAGGAAGUCUUCAGACAGGAAGUCUUCAGACAGGGACAGGAAGUCUUCAGACAGGAAGUCUUCAGACAGGAAGUCUUCGGACAGGAAGUCUGAAGACAGAUCUAAGAGAAAGAGAACCCCAAGCCCCAGAAGGCGGUCCCUCAGCCCCAGGAGAGAUUCCCCAAUCUCCUCAAAGAGGAGGAGGAGUAGAGAGAGGGAUAGCGACCGUCACAUAGAACAGGCGAAAUCAAACUGUGGGGGUAAAAACAGGCCAAAGUCCCCCAGCAAACAGAGCUCCAGUCGGUCCCCCAGAAGCCUUCGCUCCCAUACUAAAGAGCGGGUGUCCAGUGAGAAGGUAUCCCCCAUUUCCACAUCCACUCGCUCACAACCUCCCACCAAGAAUAAGACCCCGUCCCAGUCCUCCACUGUGAUGGAGAAGUCCAAAAAGGCUGUUGACACGAUUGACCAGAGCAAGCAAGAAACUGCGACCCACGACAGCCAGGAGGAUGGAGCCAUGGAGGCCUGUGAUAUGGACAGUGACAUUGAGGGGAUGGCCGUGUAUGGGGAGGAUGGGGAGGAGAACUCUGACAUGGGAGAGGAGGGAGAGGUGGGGGAGGGAGAGGAACAAGAGGAACUGCAGGAGAGUGCUGAGGACUUGAUCCAGGAGUUUAAAGAUCUAUGUGAGCCCAGGCAGAAAGCAACUUCUGGGACUGUAGAUGAUGCUCCUACAGAAGAGCUCUCAGCGACCGGGUCAGAACAGGGGAAAGAGCUCUCAGCGACCGGGUCAGAACAGGGGAAAGAGCUCUCAGCUCCCGGGUCAAAACAGGGGAAAGAGCUCUCAGCGACCGGGUCAGAACAGGGGAAAGAGCUCUCAGCGACCGGGUCAGAACAGGGGAAAGAGCUCUCAGCGACCGGGUCAGAACAGGGGAAAGAGCUCUCAGCUCCCGUGUCAGAACAGCGGAAAGAGCUCUCAGCUACUGGGUCAGAACAGGGGAAAGAGCUCUCAGCUCCCGGGUCAGAACAGGGGAAAGAGCUCUCAGCUCCCGGGUCAGAACAGGGGAAAGAGCUCUCAGCUACUGGGUCAGAACAGGGGAAAGAGCUCUCAGCUCCCGGGUCAGAACAGGGGAAAGAGCUCUCAGCUCCCGGGUCAGAACAGGGGAAAGAGCUCUCAGCGACCGGGUCAGAACAGGGGAAAGAGCUCUCAGCUACUGGGUCAGAACAGGGGAAAGAGCUCUCAGCGACCGGGUCAGAACAGGGGAAAGAGCUCUCAGCGACCGGGUCAGAACAGGGGAAAGAGCUCUCAGCUACUGGGUCAGAACAGGGGAAAGAGUUCUCAGCUCCCGGGUCAGAACAGGGGAAAGAGCUCUCAGCUACCGGGUCAGAACAGGGGAAAGAGAUGGAUGGUGAAGACCAGAAAGGAGAUAUUUCAUACGUUGAUGAUGAGCCUGAUUUCCCAGAGGACCUUGAGAAUCUUAUUACGUUGGAUGAGCUGGAGGAGGAUUCCUCGGUUGAUAACCAAGAUAACCAGUCAACAGAUGAGAUCAAGAGCAGAUCCAAGAGCAAGCCCUCAGGACGUGAUCAGACACUUGGUAGAGUGAUCUACGUCAAAAACCUUCCCAGAGGCUUCUAUACAGAUAGUGACUUCCUGAAGAUUGUUAAAGGCUUCGGGAGAGUGCAUCGCUAUUUCCUCCUUCGCAAUGGUGAAGAGGGCUUCAUUGAGAUGGAGAGGUCUUCAGAUGCGACAAAGGCUUUAAGAGAGCUGCGUUAUGAUGGCUGUAAAUUAUACGGCCAGAAGUUGAUCGUGCUGCGGUCUCAGAAAUACAAAAGACUAACAACAGGGUGGAAACCUGAAUCUGAUUCUAAAAGUGAUCGGAAGAAGGAUCACAUGAGUACUAGAAGCAGUAGCAGGAUAAGGAGUGGACGGACCAGCAGUCACUCAAAGUCAGCGGCUAAGGACGACAAGACAAAAGAGAAGGACGAAGAGACAAAAGAGAAGGACGAAGAGACAAAAGAGAAGGACGAAGAGACAAAAGAGAAGGACGAAGAGACAAAAGAGAAGGACGAAGAGACAAAAGAGAAGGACGAGGAGACAAAAGAGAAGACGGCACGACAAGUAUGCUCCGAGCCAGCCCAACACUGUGACAAGGAGGACAGAGGAGCGUCUGAAGGGAAUAUUGACAAAUCCUCCAACGGUGAAGACCAAAAGGAUGCCCCUGUCCCUGCUGCUGAGGAAGAGAAGCAGGCCUGUAGCAACGAGGAUAAUGCAGAAACCAAGAUGGAGGAUAAUGUGGAAACGAGACCAGAUUCCAUAAAGACUGGUAUGGAGUCAUCGUUUCAGGCCAACAACCCAGUGGGAAGAGAAUUCAUUAAACCUGUCAUUGGCUACUUCUGCGACCUGUGUCAAGUCAUCUAUGUCGAUGAGGACGAAGCAAAGAACCAACACUGCAGCAGCCUCCGUCACUAUCUGAAGUUUAUGGAACAUUCAGGUGAAGACACAGCCUCUAGCUAAAAGGUGUCCAUCUCUGGAGGAAGUUGACAAGAUGACAGUUUUAGGCCCAUUUUGACGGGAAGUGUACAAGUGCACACUUCCGGAGGAGGGUGGAGAAUCUGGAUUUUUCUUUAUAUUGCACUCAAGAAGCACGGCACAGGUUUACCUCAUCCAUGAGAGGCUCUUUGUGAAACUCAUCCUAGAACAAUAAAUGAGAUUGCAGAUUACGUUAAUCUGUAUUGGUUUAUAUGAACAAAUGUUCAGCACCUACCUAUAUAUAUAUUGUUAUGUUUCUGUUUAAAAUAGCUCAGAUCUACUUUCUGUAACGUGAAGUGUUUGUUCGGUUUUCCUAUGUAAUUUGUUUUCCUUGAUUUGUGUUAAAUUGAACUUCAUUCUAAAAGAUUGUUAAUAAACAUACUUAAUUAUUG
Molecule: messenger RNA, 5286 nt
Organism: Oncorhynchus mykiss (rainbow trout)
Lineage: Eukaryota; Metazoa; Chordata; Actinopteri; Salmoniformes; Salmonidae
Source: RefSeq, a predicted model, not a curated record